AUGUCAGCCGCAAACGGCAACAGGACUCAGCUUCCCAUGUCGACCACUGACCACAUCUGGGAGAGCACCAUGAUCGAUCAGCUCGCGCGGACUCUCAGCUACUGCAUGAUUCGUUUCGAUAUGAGCGUUGUGGAAGGGGAGAUGUCGUUACGGCAAAGGAGGAGGCAGCAUCUCAUCUUUGCGGUGCGCAAGCGAGAUGGCUUGCGAGCUCCGUUGGCAACAGCUGACAUCCCCAGCGGUUCGAACUUUGUCUCGUCCCUAUCCGCAAAUCUCAACGGACAGACCUAUAUCAUCGCAUUCGUUGACGCAAUUCCUAUGAAACCGAUUCGGACAAUGCUGAUCUGCGAGCGGUAUGCGUACGCUUCUAUCCUCUUCACCGAGACCACACCAGCAUUGACGUCGUCUAUCGUAACUGAUCGAUUUUUCGAAAGCGCAAUUUGCCUUUCGAUGGAUCCCGAAAACGAUGCAUCGCUCUGCGUCGACGGUUGA
Aureobasidium namibiae CBS 147.97 is the source of this 489-nucleotide messenger RNA. RefSeq lists its product as uncharacterized. The transcript has 4 exons. The coding region runs from base 1 to 489 and encodes 162 amino acids. Lineage: Eukaryota; Fungi; Ascomycota; Dothideomycetes; Dothideales; Saccotheciaceae. The record is from RefSeq and is a predicted model, not a curated record.